Eurypyga helias (sunbittern) is the source of this 2165-nucleotide messenger RNA. RefSeq names its product intestinal mucin-like protein. Gene Ontology annotation, cellular component: extracellular matrix. Lineage: Eukaryota; Metazoa; Chordata; Aves; Eurypygiformes; Eurypygidae. The transcript is spliced from 14 exons. The annotation marks the transcript as partial. The record is from RefSeq and is a predicted model, not a curated record.
AUGACAACCACUACAACCCUCAGUACUCCGACAAGUUCAACUGCUGUCACUGCCACCAUUACUUGGCGCUCCACACCCUUCCUUGAGUCUACUGUGAGCACUACUCCAUCUCUGACAUCAGUAUCAGCCAGCUCUGUGCCAAUCACCACCUCUGGUACAACUCCAACAGAAUCUUUUACCACCACUUCAGGAACAACCUUUAGUAAUUUUACCCCUACCACUGCAACUACCACCACCACCACAUCUGAAAGUGUUUCCACUGGCUCACCUACUGCUUCUGAGCCUACAGCAACAUCAAGUGCAUUCACCACUGCAGGAAGUUCUACGCAUACAGCAGUUACUCCACCCCCUUCUUUGAGUUCAACUACAAGUUCACCACCAACCACUCCUGGAAGAAACUGUUCUAUUUUGCCUAAUGAAUCUUAUGUGCCCGGAGAGUCAUGGUGGCUCUGUAACUGCACUAAAGCAAUAUGUAUAGAAGACAAUAUAGUCCAGGUGAUUCCUAUAAUCUGUAAUCCACCUCCUAAACCUACAUGUUCCAAUGGGCUUUCUCCUGUGCAAGUCAUUGAUGCAGAUGGAUGCUGUUGGCACUGGGAGUGUGAUUGCUACUGCACUGGCUGGGGAGACCCACAUUACUUGACUUUUGAUGGACUAUACUACAGCUAUCAAGGGAAUUGUACAUACGUCCUUGUGGAAGAGAUUAAUAAGACAGUUGACAACUUUGGUGUCUACAUUGAUAAUUACCAUUGUGAUGCACGGGAUGUAGUCUCCUGUCCUCGAACGCUGAUUGUGAGGCAUGAGACUCAGGAAGUGCGCAUAGCAACAGUCAAACCAAAUUCUCUACAAGUGGAGGUGACAGUAAACAAACAGGCAGUGGCUUUGCCUUAUAAAAAGUUUGGCUUGAGCAUCUAUGAGUCAGGCAUAAAUCGUGUAGUGGAAAUUCCUGAACUGAAAGUAAAUGUGAGCUACAAUGGCUUGUCCUUUUCUAUCAGAAUGCCCUACAACCUAUUUGGCAACAACACUCAUGGACAGUGUGGUACUUGCAAUAACAACACAGCAGAUGACUGCAUGUUGCCAAAUGGAAACAUUGCAGAAAACUGUGAAACCAUGGCAGAUCAUUGGCAAGUUGUCGAUCCCUCCAAACCACAGUGCUCUCCAGGCUUAAUUCCUACAAAAGCACCUGGCACAACCCCAGUGCAGCCUUGCAAAGAAUCUUCCAUCUGCGAACUUCUUUUAGGAAGUUUGUUCAAGCCAUGCCAUGGCUCUGUCAAUCCUGAGAAGUACUACACAGCCUGUGUUUUUGAUAGUUGUGUACUUCCUAACUUAGACCUGGAGUGCUCAAGUCUGCAGAUCUAUGCUGCCACCUGUGCUGAUCAAGGUGUAUGCAUUGACUGGAGAAGUCAUACCAAUGGUGUUUGCUCUUAUAAAUGCCCCUCAGAUAAAGAAUACAGAGCAUGUGGUCCUAUUAAAGAGAUAACCUGCAAAUCAAGUCAACAAAACGAAACUUCAACUAAACAAGUGGAAGGCUGUUUCUGUCCUAACGGAACGAUGCUGUAUGACUCUGGUGUCAAUGUCUGUGUGGAAACUUGUGGCUGUGUUGGGGUGGAUAUGAUACCAAGAGAGUUUGGGGAAAGGUUUACAGUAGACUGUCAGGACUGUAUUUGUGUGGAAGGUGGAUAUGGCAUUGUAUGUGGGCCUCAUGAAUGUGCCAAACAAAGUAAGACCAGUUGUGAUGGAGAAGGCUUUUAUGAAGUCAAUGAAAAUGUAAUACAAGCUUAUGCACAACUAAAGCCCCCAAGUGUGCACUGGGAUUUGAAGUUCAUUCUCACAUUCCCAGUGGUCAGUGCUGUCCUGUGUACCAGUGCGCCUGGAGAAUUCAAAAAUGAUCCUUACAACAACUGCACCAUUUAUAGCUGUGUAAAUAUCCACAACCAGUUUAUUUCCUCCACAUCUGAGAUUACCUGCCCAGCAUUCAAUGAGGACAGCUGCAAACCUGGAACUAUUACAUUGUUACCUAAUGGUUGUUGCAAAACCUGUGCACCUCUGGAUAAUCCCACACCGUGCUCUGUCCGUCAAAGAGAAGACUUUAUUGUCUAUAACGGCUGCCGGUCUGUGGACAGAGUUCUCCUGACGGAAUGUGAAGGAACAUGUGGAACCUUCUCACU